AAGUACAAACAUGGCACCAGUAGCACAGGAGCCAGAAAUUGUUCUCGCUCAGAGAUUGGCUUCGAAUGAGAAACCGGUUCGGACUAACGCGUUAAAGGCACUAAGAAAAUAUAUUAAUCUCCGAUCUCAACACAUCGAAGGUGGUUUUACCAGUGAAGACUUGCUGAAAAUAUGGAAGGGGCUUUUCUACUGCUUAUGGAUGCAGGACAAACCACUUUUGCAGGAGGAACUUUCAGACAGAAUCUCUGGACUGACCCAAAGCUUCCACACAACAGACAGUCAGCUGCUGUAUUUUGAAAGCUUUCUCCAGACUCUGAAGAGAGAAUGGAAUGGCAUCGACAGACUUCGCAUGGAUAAAUUUUUUCAGCUGGUUCGCUUCAUGUUCAGACAGAUCUUCGUGCUUCUAAAGAAGAACAACUGGGACUUAAGUGUGGUCAAUAAGUUUUUAGAGGUCUUCACAGUACAGCUCUUGCAGACCACUGACCAUGUGCCAAACGGAAUGAUGCUGCACAUUCUGGAUCUUUACAUGACCGAGUUGGCCUCUGUUGGCGCUGAUGAGCUGACGGCAAAACAGAAUCUGACCUUCAUCGACCCUUUUUGCAAAACUAUGGCCAAAACCAAAGAUCGCUUGUUGUUAAUCUCCAUCAGCAAGAACAUCUUCAGGACCAUCAUAGAUCAGGCACCCUUUGCCAUUGAGGACUUGAUAAAAGAGCUUCAGCAGGGGAAAGCAGAAGAUUCAGACUCUGGGCAAGCCUCUGAGGAUGAGGAGGAAAUUGAAUUGCAAGAAGAGUGGAAGAGCAAAGCAUCAAAGAUGUCUAAGGGAAAGAAGGUUAAUGGCAUCUCCGAGGUGAAGGAAGACAUCAAGGAGGAUUCUGAAGAUGACUUGGGCUUAAACGACGACGAUAACUUGGAGGCUGAAGAAAUUGGUCCCGUCCUUCAGUUUGAUUAUAGUGAGAUAGCUGAGCGACUUUUUGAGUUGGCCAGCCGCUCAAAUACAAGGAACUUCAAUCGCACAAAGAUGUACAGCUUGGUAAAGAUAUACCGGAACCUAAAGGAAGGUAUUUUCCCGCAGGAUCAGCAGCAGGAGGAGGAUGACCUGAGUGACAGCUCGGAUGAUGAGUUGUUUCCUGAGAAUAAGAAAAAGAAGAAGAAGAAGAAGAGAAAACAUUUGAAAAAAAUGAAUGAGGAGGAAACUUCAACCAAGGACACCAAAGAUCAGAAUGAAACCCUUAAUGAUACCACCGAAAAUAUCAAGAAAACAAAGAAGAGCAAGAAGAAACGUGCUGGACAUGACCAAACUGCAGAAUGUACUCCUGAAUUAGACUCUCAAACUCCCACAGAAACGUCACAGGAUCAAAAGAAAAAGCCUGAUGAAAGCACACAGCUGGAAUCACUACCAGAGGAUGACUCAGAACUCCAUCAGAAAUGUCACAACCAACUGCAGACUGCUAAAAGAGUUAAUGGUGCACCAGUGCUUCAAAAUAACAGAGCAGACCCACAAAGCCAGUUGGAGGCCAGUUGUGCUGGCAAAAAGAAGAGAAAAAGCAAAAAAUUGGAGUUAAGCUUAACGGAAGUAGAGUCUGAAUGUCCACUUGUAUCUGAUAAAGACCUGGGCAGUAAAAGUGACCGAGAGGUGAUUAAGCAGGAUGGUGCAGAACGUGUCAAAGCAAAAGCAAGCGAGGAGGUUGUAGCAGCAAGUACCACUACGAAGAAGCAGAAGAAAAGCAAGAAGCUGUGCUCUAUCUCUGAAGAAAUAAAGAAACUAGUAGAAUCCGAAUGUCAGGACAGCUGUGUGGACAGUCUGGAGACCCCUGCUGAUGAACCAACUUCAAUAUCGGUAAAGAAAAACAAGAAGAAGAAAAAAUCAAAAUUCUUGGUAGAUGUAGAGGUCACCGAGUCAUCUGCCGGCCUGAAGGCUGCUGCCAGUAGUAAACCCACAGUUGUGGAUGAAGCAGAUGUAGGUAAAUCCUCUGAACCCAAACCAGUAAAGAAAGCAAAAAAGAAGAAGAAAUCUGUUUCUUUAAUAGAGCCUGAAUCCGAGCUCGAAACUGAGGAACGAACAGUGCUUGAAGCUGCUCCUACAACCCAGACGGCCAUGCUCGAACAGCCGCCUUGUACCCCCACCCCAAAGAAAAGGAAGAAAACGCAGAAGAACCAAGCAAUGACUUUUGCCCAGAGUCUGGUGAAUGGAGUGUGUCAGCCUACAGAAGCUACAGAAUCACCCGUCCCGAAGAGCAAAAGCACAAAGAAGCAGAAAGCUGCAGCUGAGGAGCAAAUUGCUGAACUACCAGACAAGCUCUGCGAGUCCACGGUUGAUUGCAGUUCCCUCAAUCAUGUGAAAACAGCCAAAAAGAAACGGAAGAUGCAGACGGAGGAGGCGGGAACAGCUCAGAGUGAUGGACAAACUAAGAAGAAGAUAAGUAAACAGAAGGACGUCGAGGUUUCCAUUCUUGUAACACCCAAGAAGAAACUGAAGAUGGACAAAGAGAAGGCAAAAUCAGACUUGAUUACCUUUCAGGGUCUGGUGAAGCCUCCUACACCACUCUUCUGUAAAACUAAACCUAAAAGCAGUCCCAGCACACCUCUGACUGGCAUCAAGAAAUUCCAAACUCCAACAUCAGAAACAAAGAAGGUCACCUUUGGACUCAGGAACAAUAAAACCGCUGAAUUCAGGAAGACAGACAAAAGCUUGUCGGUAAGUCCUGUUGGACCAUCCCGGGUGGCCUUUGAUCCUAAAAAAAGGCCUGCAUCGGGCGUUCUGAAAUCACCCAUGGUUUCACCAGCCGUGAAGAGAAAUAAAACUGCACCCAAGAGAAGAGCGACGGCAGCAGAUUUCUUUUAACAGCAGAUCAGGCGUCUGAUUAUUUUUGCAGUUUGUUGUUUAUUAAUGGUGUUUAGAGCCUCGUUCUGGAAUGGCCAGGUUUAAAUGAUGGAUUUUUUUUAUGGAAAUUUCCUAAAUGUAAUCUUCCCUGAAUAUCUAAGGUUCAAAACCCUACAACCUACUGAGUAAGUCAGUUGCUUUUUAUAAACAUGGCAAAUGUGGACAUUUAGUUGAUUGUGUCUUUCUACGCUGUUUGGUUUUGUUCAGCCGUUGUCUGUAAAAUAUUUGGAGCCGUUCAGUUUGUGAAGAGAUACCAACCGAAAUUAAUUUUGUAAUUUUGUCCGGUUUUGUGACUUUCAUAGUUUUAUUAAAGAUCACUAUUCAU
This is a messenger RNA of Trichomycterus rosablanca, 3206 nucleotides long. Its product is annotated as ribosomal RNA processing protein 1 homolog B-like. The record is from RefSeq and is a predicted model, not a curated record. Gene Ontology annotation, biological process: rRNA processing. The transcript is spliced from 16 exons. Lineage: Eukaryota; Metazoa; Chordata; Actinopteri; Siluriformes; Trichomycteridae. Gene Ontology annotation, cellular component: nucleus; preribosome, small subunit precursor. Bases 11 to 2842 code for a protein of 943 amino acids.